CUGCCACAGAAGGUAGUUGAGGCCAGUUCAUUGGCUAUAUUUAAGAGGGAGUUAGAUGUGGCCCUUGUGGCUAAAGGGAUCAGGGGGUAUGGAGAGAAGGCAGGUACGGGAUACUGAGUUGGAUGAUCAGCCAUGAUCAUAUUGAAUGACGGUGCAGGCUCGAAGGGCCGAAUGGCCUACUCCUGCACCUAUUUUCUAUGUUUCUAUGCUGGUUAUACAACGAAAAUAGACACAACGUUGGAGUAAUUCAGUGGGACAGGCAGCAGUUUUGGAGAGAAGGAAUGGCACAGAGUCUCUUGUCCAGAGUAGGGGAAUUGAGGACCAGAGGACAUAGGUCAAGGUGAAGGGGAAAAGAUUUAAUGGGAAUCUGAGGGGUAACUUUUUCACACAAAGGGUGGUGGGUGUAUGGAACAAACUGCCAGAGGAGGUAGUUGAGGCCAGGACUAUCACUAUCCCAUCGUUCAAGAAACAGUUAGACAGAUACAUGGGCAGGACAGGUUUGAGGGAUAUGGACCAAACGCAGGCAGGUAGGACUAGUUGGGACAUGUUGGCCGGUGUGGGCGAGUUGGGCCGAAGGGCCUGUUUCCACACUGGAUCACUCUGUGACUAUGGGUAACGUUUUGGGUCAAGACCCUUUUUCACACUAGUUGGGACCAUGGUGGAAUAUGAAGUUUUGAGAAUUUUUAAAUCGAGGUUUACUUUCGAACUAAAACAAGCCACCAAGCUGUGGGGUGAGAGAUGGAAAGCUGUAGAUAAGUCUGUGAGUGAGUGAGUUUGCAGCUUACAGUGUGUGAGGUGGAGACACUCCGCCACUAGGUGAGCGCUGCCAUCCUGAGGUCCGGCAGCAACUAGCAGGGCGCAGGCGCAGAGGCCGGGGCUCUGGCUGGAGGAACGACGUCACGUAGUGUGGCUUGGCCCCGCCCGCAGCUCUGCUGAUUGGCGGAGGGCCGCUGUCUGUCAACGCUGUCGCCUCGUCCCGUCCCGCCCCGCCGAACGCGGUUGUGCGGCUGCGCGACAAAAGGAAUCCGGGAAGGGCCGGACCGGACUGGGACGAGACGAGUAAAGGCGCAGCAAGUGUGAGGCGCGGAGGCCGGGGAAGCGUACGAGUCCAAAUAAGUAAAGAUUCUGGAUUCUAAAAUGUGAAAGUCACGUUAGUUGAAUCCUUUGGAAUGGAUCGAAAUAAAAGAAAUUCAAUAGCGGGUUUGCCAUCAAGACAUGAACGACUGGAAGAUUUUGAUGGCAGCAGAGAAGGUGGUAGCAUUGGUCAAUCAACGUUUCCUUCAUCCUACAGAGCCUUAAGUAAUGCUGUCUCCAGACUUACUAGGCUUGAUGACUUCACCUGUGAAAAAAUUGGAUCUGGAUUUUUUUCUGAAGUCUACAAGGUGUGCCACAGAAUAUCGGGGCAAGUAAUGGCACUAAAGAUGAACAAAAUAAUCAGUAAUAGAGCAAACAUGCUGCGGGAAGUGCAAUUAAUGAAUCGUCUUUCUCAUCCCAAUAUUCUCAGGUUUAUGGGUGUUUGUGUACAUGAAGGCCAACUGCAUGCAUUAACUGAGUACAUCAAUAGAGGGAACCUUGAACAGUUGUUGGACAGCAGUGAUCAUCUUUCCUGGCCUGUCCGGGUCAUGAUAGCACGCGACCUUGCUUCUGGACUCAGCUAUCUGCACUCGAAGGGUGUCUUUCAUCGGGAUCUGACUUCUAAGAACUGUUUAAUUAAAAUGGAAGACGGUAAAUACACUGGAGUGCUGGGUGACUUUGGUCUGGCAGAGAAAAUUCCGGACAAUUUGAAUGCAGAAAGGCUGUCAGUGGUUGGAUCACCUUUUUGGAUGGCUCCAGAAGUGCUGCACAGUCUGCCCUAUAAUGAAAAGGCCGAUGUAUUUUCAUAUGGAAUUAUUCUGUGUGAAAUUAUAGCUCGGAUACAAGCUGACCCUGAUUAUCUCCCUCGAACAGCGAAAUUUGGAUUAGACUACGAUGCAUUUCAGAACAUGGUAGGGGAUUGCCCACCCAGCUUCCUUCAACUUGCCUUCAAUUGUUGCAAUAUGGAUCCAAAGCUUCGCCCAUCCUUUCCAGAAAUAGUAAAUAUGAUAGAACUGAUUAUAUCACAACUACAAGAUGAGGAGCAAGAUAGAUGCAUUGGCAGUGAAGAAAGUAUGGAGAGCAAGCCAAUUAAUCUACAAAAAAGUGCUGAAGAGAAAGGACAGGCAAUAAAAAGGUGCAGCCCUCUGGCAAUUCCGACUGAUAACAUACCACCUAAAUCACCUCGGCCACGUCGUAAUAUAUGGCUUUCUCGUAGUCAGUCUGACUUCUUUACCCGAAAGGUGAGCCGGAAGAUUAAUGUCCAAGAUCCGUACUACACUCCUACCAAGGGAACUGCACACAAAAUUAACCCAUUCAUUGCAAGGCAGGACUUGAAAGGUGGAAAAAUAAAAUUUGUGGACACACCAAGUAAAUCGGUAAUAUCACUAACGUUCGAUCUGCCUUCACCAGAUUCAGUUGACUAUUCAUUCACUUCAAUGUCCCAAGUCAAGCAGAACUUUUUUGGCGAUUUUCAAGAAACUCUUCUCUGUGAGCGACGGUAUCGAUCCCUUCCAGGUUCACCUGAUUUGCCAACAAAAGAAUGUCACAGUUUUGGGCCCUUUUCAUUAAGGUUGGGGAAGUGUGACCCAUUGCAUGUUGGAACUGAUGUAAGGCAGAAAGGGUCAAACAGCUCCAAAUAUUCUGCAUCGGAAAUUCCACCAUUUAAACGUAAACUUCAAACUCAGCAAUCUUUAGCAUCGGAACAGCAUGAUGCUGUGGACUGUUCAGGGAUCGAGAAUGUACCAGGUGUAAAUGACCUAUGCACGGUUAGCAGAACACAAUUAAUAACCUUAAAAACCAAUGAAAGCUUGACUCUUCAUGUUCCGGAGAGUCUCGAUUGUAAUCGUACAGCAGGAGGUGAUGAGCCAAAUUUAAAUGGUACCUCGUACAGCAACUGGAAUCGCUCAACUUCUGGUGAAGAAAUGGAGGAGCAAGAAAUGCAGAGAGACAUGUCAAAAUUAGCAAUACCGGAAUCCAAAUCAUCUUUUAGUGUCAGUAUUGCACUGGAGCGAGAUGAAAUGGACCCAGGUAACUGUGCUGUCUAUGCAGCUGAAGCAUCCGAUAGGGAAGGGCAUUCAUCUGUGGUGCUGGCUCCACGCAUGGCUUCAAAUCCAUGUCACCUCCAGUCAAAAUGUGAUAUUUGAAGGCACAUUUAUGAAUAUUGUACAGAGAUUUCAUAACAGUACUUUUUUGCUUAAUUAAAAAAAAUCCAGUUUUUAUUUUGGUAUGAAGGAUGUGAAAGUCUAGAAUUCCAAAGCAAUUUUCAAAUGUGGAUGCUGGUACUAUGGAUGUUAGUCUAUUCUGAGCAAUCACUUGAUAUUUGGUGGUUGGCCAGUAAUAUAAAUUGUUAUAAUUUAUUCAGGUAAACCUUUUCCUUGUUAUUUCAAACAUUUUAUGGAAAUAGCAUCAUAAACCAGCUGUAGGUAUCUUCUACUAAAUAUGAUCUGUGCACAAGCCAUAUAUACCCCAGCACCAUUCAGUAUUUAUGGGCUCGAAAAAUGUUUUGUACAGAUCAGAGCUGACUUUUUUUCAACCUGAAAGCAAAUAAAACAUUUUAGUUUUUUCUCUUGUGGACUUAAAUAGUCAUGCUGGCUUCCUUUUUGAAUUUGAAUUUGUGCUAAAUUGAAUUUCUUUUUUCUAAAAAUUAUACUUUUAUUUUAAGUAUUUAAAACCAUUUAAUCAUAUUUUCAUGUUGCAUCCAAGCCUGCCUUAGAUAAAAUAACUGUUGCAUUUAAGAAUAGCCUGCAAAUCCAAAGAUACCAGUGUGUGUAUAUAUAUAAAUAUACUAAACCACAUUGUGUCAAUGCGAUCUUCUGUCCACACACGGGAUAUAGUUUUUGAUUACAUUUGUUUUAUUUUAAAUGACAAAGUGGACCACAAAUGUUUCUUCUUACGAGAAAAGCACUUCAUCACUUUCUUUUCUAUAGCUUGAAAGAUGCUACUACUGUAUAUUUUGUAUUUCAACCUGGACUACUGUAACUAGAGUUGGAUGUAUUGCCGCAAGGUGCCAUGUACAUAAUUGUUUAUGAUGGGUCAAUUCACAGAAUUAGUGCAAACAUUUUUUUAAUUUGCAAAAAUAACCAAGGUGUGUUUAUCUUUUACUGUGCAAUCAAUUCCAUUGUAAUGAGAUUUUAUUUGAAUUAGUUUUCUUCCCUUGAUCUCUUCCAAAAAUGUGAACCCCUCUUGCCUAUUGCUUUGUAAAUGGCCGCUGUGCCAUGGUUCAAAAGUGAUUUGUUUCCUGCUUCCCUCAUUUUACCCCGUGCAUACGACCCUGCCCAGAUGCUUGCUACUCUACCCUGUGGAGUAUCCUUUUUAUUUAAUCAAUUAGAUUUUAAUAAUGGAUGUGAAUUACGGAACAAUUUUAUUGUUACAUUUUUGUUUAACCAAGGUCUGGAUUUAACGUAGAUUUGAAAUCUUCAUGAAGAUAAAUUAGACCAUACAGUUUGCACCUUUGAUGGUAAGGUUACCUGGGAUUAUUGUAACCCAUGGUUCAAAUUUAUUCCAGAUUUUCCGACAGCUAUGCAUUUUGUGUACAAAUCUGACAUUUUCUACCCCAAUCAGUUUUGAUAUAUUGAACAGAUGGGAAAUGUAUUGCCAAGUGUUCAGACCCAUGAAAUUAAAUUCAUUAAGCAUUGCUUCUUUUUUUUUUUUUUAAUUUGCAUUAUUUUAGUAGUUUUAUUUGUGUACAAUUAUUUUGUGACUUGACCAGUUUUCUUCUUGAAUAACAUCCGGUUUGACCAUCUGGGUUACGGUGAAGAAACAAUCCAGUGCUAAUCUGUUUACACUUAUGUUUUCUUAAAGAUCUUUAGUUUUUAAACUGAAAAUUCAUUCUUAAAAUUCACAUGUUAUUCAGACUACUUGAAGGGCAUGGAUUGUUAAAUCUUGUACAAUUUACUUUCUAACCCUUUUUAAAAUUUGUUAUGGUCAUUUUCUAUUUUUCUUCUGCACUGGAGGUUUGCAAGACAAAUGCACAAUUCAAUGCUAUGGUGAAAAUGGUUCAUAAUAUUCACUUAGUUGUGGUAUUGAAGCAUGACCAAGUAAUCUAAUACCAGAAUGAAAAGGUAAUUAUCUGCUUCUGUUCAAUUUACCAUGUUUCUUACUCAAAGAUAAUUAUAGAAUUGCACUAUGUUAUUCCUUCUGACUUUAUAAUUGCAGCCUUGUGUGAGGGUGAAAUGCUGCAUGUUGCAGCAUAGAUUAUCUUUUACUUUAAUGAGCUUUACUUCUAGGAUACAGCUACAUUUGCCAUGCACCAUCUUUCAAUUGGAUUAGGGUUACCACAACAUCUUAAGCGAGAACCAAUGCAACUUUGUACUUUUAACUGUUUGUCUCUUAAAAUGCCUUUCUUUUGGCUUUAUUAUUGGCUAAAAUUGUGUUAAUUGUUCCCAAAUAGAAUGUUAAACAGUGUGGAAACAAACUAGUGGAUUACUGAUUACAGGUGGACAUAAAUACCAUAUACUGAUUUAUAACUACUUCCAAAUCUAUCAUUAAACUAAAAAAUGAAAGAAUUGUUGCACAACAAAGGCACGGGAACGGUUUAUUUGAGAAUGUAAAAUGUGAGGGAUGAUGGAGAUUUUAAAAUUCUAGAAAGUCUCAGCAUUUCAGGUUGCAUCUUUGGAAAGAGAUAAUAGAUCCUCGUAGGUGCUAAAUGUUCUAUUGAUUUCUCUUAUUUGUUUUUCUGCAUCUUCAGCUUAAUAUUUUUUUCCAUUUACUGGUGACGGUAGGGUCUCAUUGCUUUACCAUUUUUCUGUUAGUACUUGAACUCAUUGCAAGGCAAACAAACAGCUGUCACUUGAAAGAUUAUUAUAGACUUAAAUUCAGAAUAAUAUUUAUUUACUUGUAUUCCAUUGCUACUUCUACCUAAGGGUGCCUUGACGUCAUGUAUGUUAUUAACUCAUACUUAAAACAUUCUGAUUGCUCCUUGCCCUUUUUGACUCCCGAUCUAUCAAGUUUUGUACAAGCCUCAACCUAUUUGAGAACCUGCCUGUGAUCUGCUGGGUUACCCAUUCUCCUUGAUAAAAAAUGAAGGUGAUUGUUUAACAAAAAUGGGACCAUCCAAAUGUCUUGGUUUUCUGUAAUGUCCAGAAUAUGUGCAAGACUCCAUUUAUAUAUUUUGAAUUGAUUCUUGAAGAUUUGUAGAAGUGUCUCAACUUAAUGCAUACUGUGGUUGAAGUGUACAAUGUAAAGCGCAAACAUGUAUGACAUGCUGUAGUUACAUACAUGCACUUGUGUUUUUCCCAAGGUUUUGCACCACUUAAAAUUGCUGGAACUUUGAGACUGGAAAAAUGAUACAUUUUUGAUCAAAAUGAAACUACACGGGCAUUUGAGUAGUGCAUUAAAUUCCUAAUUUGGACCUAAAUGUAAAAUUUUGCACAACUUUCCAUUUCUGAAUUGAGAAUUUUUGCUAUUUUGCAUUCCAGAAAUGGAACCAGGUAUGAAAGGGCAGAAACUAAGUGAGAUUGAAUUUUAAAUCUGACUCUGGUUUUCUUUAAUCAAUGUAUAAAUAGCUAUUUAGUAUUGCUGUACUAUUAGGAAAGGUGCCAGUUAUCAAACACAAGGAAGGUCUAUCACACAGCUAUAGUGUGUAACUGAACAAAAACAUUUAAUUUAAGGAAUAUUUAGCUGAACACGGUCCAAGAUCUGAUUAUUUUCUCAUGUAAUAUUAUAGUUUUAAAAUGUUCAAUAUAAUAACCGCAAAUUAUUUUAUUGAGCUGAAAGCCUGGCCUUUAAUACCCUGGGUAAAAUUGCAUGUAACAAAUGUAACUCAAAUUAUCUUCAAAUUUCUGGCUGCAAGAUAAUUUCUCAGUACCUGUAUUGCUAAAGAGAAAACUGAAUGUCCUAACAUCUAAUACUGACAUUGUAUUCUGUAGCUGAAGGAAAAUCUGAGUUGUCCCUGAACAAAAUUAUGUAAAAUUGCCGUAGAAAAGGCACUACCUACACAAGUUGCCCUACCUUUUCUCUGUAGAUUUCAGAUCUUUUCAUUUGAAGGAUUAAUUAACUUCAUUUCCAAACUUGGAGGAAUAUGCUGAAGCUUGCACAAUGGCUUUUGACAAGGUGCAGAUUAAUUUUUUAGGCAUCUCCACUUAACUAUUUACUACUGAGUUAUUUUCAUAAUUAUGCUUGUGCCGUCUGUACAUGGAUUCUUAAAGUAUAUACAAAUAUAUACCUGUACUUGGGACCCUCUCUGUGUAACAAUAAAAAUCCAUAUAGGAUAUUUGUAAUAUACUGUGAAGCCAUCCCUUCUCUCUACAAUAUGAAGGGGGACUUUCACCUGGAAUCCACCACAUCGCUGUGGGCCAUGCAUGCAGUUUCAGAUGGUGUGCAAGUUCAGAGAUGAAUUGCACAAAUCACUAUUGGGGAUGGUGUAAAGACACAGGAUCUUUGAGAAAUGUGAUGGCCCAAUUGAAAAAUGAUUAUGAGUUUGAUCUGUGCUCAGAAAAGACUAUUAAAUUGUUUUCUUUACAAUUUCGCCAGUUUUCAAUGUAAUGAAUACUUAACGGUGAUCUAUCUUGAAGUUCCUGUGAAAUGUGCAUUUUCAGUGAGUGGAGAGAACUUUUCUCAGCAGCUUUAUCCACUUCAAAUUCAUCACUGAAGCCCAUCUGUCUUUUAAAUUAGUAACACAUUGAUUUGAAAAUCGCUUAUUGCUAUAACAGUGUAAAUGAGUACUUUGGAUUGUGGCUACUGAUUUAUGAAAUGUAAUUUACUUUCACAUAGCAGGAUUUUUGCUUUUCUUGCAUUUCUUUGUGGAGUACUUAUUGAGGCCAAAUGAUUCCCUGGUGUGUGAAUUUAUCAACUAAAUGUACAACAUGCAUUAGACAUUUUUGGAAAGGCAUUAAUUUGUCAUUGUUUGGCAAGAUGGGAAGAAAAUUUACCAAUAAAAUGUAAGCAUUUCAAAACCUAAGUUUGUCUAGACAUAAUUGUCAAGGUUUAGAAUAGUAUUGUUACUUGAACCCCAAUUAAAAUUAUGUAUGAGUUUGAUUAUCAGUUGAUCUUCUAUUAAAUCAUUUUCAUGUGAUUCAUUUAUUUGCAAAUCAUUAAGUGCAAAAAAUAGAUAAUUAUACUCUGAAGUUUGCAGUUGAAAGUUAAUUUGCUUUCUUCGGUUCAUUUCUCUUUUACAUAUAAUUUUCAGAAUGGGCAAAUUAAUGUAUUGGCACUUGCUGUUCUUCACAUUUUCAUCAUUUGAACGGUUUCUGGCUGAACAUUUGUGAAACAUUAAUCAGGAAUUUUAAGGGGAACUCCUCCUUCCACAUGGCCAUUUAAAGCACAUCAAAUAAAACUAUUCUGUUAAAUUUAUAAUGUCAGUUUCAUCUGCAUAUUUAAGACAAACUAAGUUUUUGCAGAAGAAUGGUGAACAGACCCUGGGCACUAAUUAUUUUUUGAGACAGCAUGAAAAUGGAAACUCCUGCUUAAACCUCUUACCCCCCCCCCCCCCUCCC
Messenger RNA from Leucoraja erinaceus (little skate), 8507 nucleotides. It is a transcript of the gene tesk2, whose product is annotated as testis associated actin remodelling kinase 2. NCBI's taxonomy places the organism in Eukaryota, Metazoa, Chordata, Chondrichthyes, Rajiformes, Rajidae. Gene Ontology annotation, molecular function: protein serine/threonine kinase activity; ATP binding. The coding region runs from base 1170 to 3218 and encodes 682 amino acids. Gene Ontology annotation, biological process: actin cytoskeleton organization; protein phosphorylation. The record is from RefSeq and is a predicted model, not a curated record. The transcript has 11 exons. Gene Ontology annotation, cellular component: cytoplasm; nucleus.